UGCAGCUUGGACUUCCGCGUGCAACACCUGCACGCACGAGUCUGACGCCUCUCCUCAGCUCACUAGACCGAUUCCAGCUCCUCUCAAUCCCUCUGCUACCCAUCCUCCAUUACCGCCGGCUCAAACGGAGCCCCAUCCCACAGCCGCCGCUCCUUCGCCGCCGGCAGCAGCCGAUCAGACCUCCACCGACCAGCUCCCCGCAACCCCAACAGCCGACCUUGCUCCCGACGUGGAAUACACUAAGCCUUUGCCCUCUUUCCAUAGAAAGGUGGAAGCGGAUGAGAACCUCGGGAAUGUUCUCUAGUCGGAGAUCGAAUGCGCCCAGGGAACUGAAGAGCACGGCCGGGAAGUCGAUGCUCCAGAAGAUUUUCCCUUUGAAAUCAUUGAUAAAUUCGACGAUCAAAUAAUCAUUCUUAAGCGUGAAUUUGCUAGUGAGAGCAUCCAGGCUACAGUAUAUAUGAAUGUUGAUAGGGAAGAAAUGAGCAAGGAUGAUGAAGAUGAUUGCAAGGUUGAUCAGAAGAUGUCAGAAAAUGACGAUGAAGAUGAGGGGAAGGAUUUCCGGUGGUCGCCAGAUCCAGGAGGAACCAUUCAGCUGUCGCUCCCACUCAGUGUAGCAUCAACGCCUCCGCUCAUACAGGAUCGGUUUCCCCGCUUUCUUGACUUCUCUGCAGCGAAGACAGAGAACCCACUCUGCUCUCGCCAUUUUGCGCCAGGUAUUGAGCUCCAUCUCUCACAACCAGAUUCCAGUAUUGCCGCCUGCUUCAACUCCGUCGUGAUGUCAUUCCGUGAUGUCAUUUCCUGGACUGCCAUGCUAAUGGCUUAUGCUGAUAAUGGCAAGAUCUCCAAAGCACGUGAAGUGUUUGAAUAAAUGCCAAAGAGAAAUGCUGAUUCAUGGAACACCAUGAUCUCAGCCUGUGCAAGAGAUCCAAAGUUUCUUAAGGAGUCUUAUGAGUUGUUCUCUGCAGUGCCUUACAUGAAUAGUGUUACCUAUGCUGCAAUGAUCACUGGUUUUUCUAGGGGAGGAAUGCUUUUACAGGCUAAAGAAAUAUACUGGAGGAUGCCACCUGAAAU
This is a messenger RNA of Dendrobium catenatum, 1071 nucleotides long. RefSeq lists its product as uncharacterized. The record is from RefSeq and is a predicted model, not a curated record. The coding region runs from base 458 to 868 and encodes 136 amino acids. NCBI's taxonomy places the organism in Eukaryota, Viridiplantae, Streptophyta, Magnoliopsida, Asparagales, Orchidaceae. The transcript has a single exon.